Molecule: messenger RNA, 2889 nt
Organism: Chlamydomonas reinhardtii
Lineage: Eukaryota; Viridiplantae; Chlorophyta; Chlorophyceae; Chlamydomonadales; Chlamydomonadaceae
Exons: 12
Coding region: 41-1639 (532 amino acids)
Biological process (GO): protein folding; response to endoplasmic reticulum stress
Cellular component (GO): endoplasmic reticulum
Molecular function (GO): protein disulfide isomerase activity
Source: RefSeq, a predicted model, not a curated record
GUAAGUAAGUUCUCCUGAAUUCUAGGAGUACGUUUACGCCAUGAACCGUUGGAACCUUCUUGCCCUUACCCUGGGGCUGCUGCUGGUGGCAGCGCCCUUCACCAAGCACCAGUUUGCUCAUGCUUCCGAUGAGUAUGAGGACGACGAGGAGGACGAUGCCCCCGCCGCCCCUAAGGACGACGACGUCGACGUUACUGUGGUGACCGUCAAGAACUGGGAUGAGACCGUCAAGAAGUCCAAGUUCGCGCUUGUGGAGUUCUACGCUCCUUGGUGCGGCCACUGCAAGACCCUCAAGCCUGAGUACGCUAAGGCUGCCACCGCCCUGAAGGCUGCUGCUCCCGAUGCCCUUAUCGCCAAGGUCGACGCCACCCAGGAGGAGUCCCUGGCCCAGAAGUUCGGCGUGCAGGGCUACCCCACCCUCAAGUGGUUCGUUGAUGGCGAGCUGGCUUCUGACUACAACGGCCCCCGCGACGCUGAUGGCAUUGUUGGCUGGGUGAAGAAGAAGACUGGCCCCCCCGCCGUGACCGUUGAGGACGCCGACAAGCUGAAGUCCCUGGAGGCGGACGCUGAGGUCGUUGUCGUCGGCUACUUCAAGGCCCUGGAGGGCGAGAUCUACGACACCUUCAAGUCCUACGCCGCCAAGACCGAGGACGUGGUGUUCGUGCAGACCACCAGCGCCGACGUCGCCAAGGCCGCCGGCCUGGACGCCGUGGACACCGUGUCCGUGGUCAAGAACUUCGCCGGUGAGGACCGCGCCACCGCCGUCCUGGCCACGGACAUCGACACUGACUCCCUGACCGCGUUCGUCAAGUCGGAGAAGAUGCCCCCCACCAUUGAGUUCAACCAGAAGAACUCUGACAAGAUCUUCAACAGCGGCAUCAACAAGCAGCUGAUUCUGUGGACCACCGCCGACGACCUGAAGGCCGACGCCGAGAUCAUGACUGUGUUCCGCGAGGCCAGCAAGAAGUUCAAGGGCCAGCUGGUGUUCGUGACCGUCAACAACGAGGGCGACGGCGCCGACCCCGUCACCAACUUCUUCGGCCUCAAGGGCGCCACCUCGCCUGUGCUGCUGGGCUUCUUCAUGGAGAAGAACAAGAAGUUCCGCAUGGAGGGCGAGUUCACGGCUGACAACGUGGCUAAGUUCGCCGAGAGCGUGGUGGACGGCACCGCGCAGGCCGUGCUCAAGUCGGAGGCCAUCCCCGAGGACCCCUAUGAGGAUGGCGUCUACAAGAUUGUGGGCAAGACCGUGGAGUCUGUGGUUCUGGACGAGACCAAGGACGUGCUGCUGGAGGUGUACGCCCCCUGGUGCGGCCACUGCAAGAAGCUGGAGCCCAUCUACAAGAAGCUGGCCAAGCGCUUUAAGAAGGUGGAUUCCGUCAUCAUCGCCAAGAUGGAUGGCACUGAGAACGAGCACCCCGAGAUCGAGGUCAAGGGCUUCCCUACCAUCCUGUUCUAUCCCGCCGGCAGCGACCGCACCCCCAUCGUGUUCGAGGGCGGCGACCGCUCGCUCAAGUCCCUGACCAAGUUCAUCAAGACCAACGCCAAGAUCCCGUACGAGCUGCCCAAGAAGGGCUCCGACGGCGACGAGGGCACCUCGGACGACAAGGACAAGCCCGCGUCCGACAAGGACGAGCUGUAAGCGGCUAUCUGAACUACCCCAGGUUUGGAGCGUCUGCUUGCGCGCUUGCGCUUGCACACUGUGCAUGGAUGGGAGUUAAGGAGGAGACGGAGCACGGAGGCUGCGCUCGGUUGGUGGCUUGGAGCACCGGCAGCGCGUGAUCCGUCCUGGCAGCAGCAACGGCGGAGCGGGCGCAUACUGGCGCGAGCUGGCGAGCGGCUGUUGCUGGAGAGGAUAUGCUGCCGGGCGGGAGGAAGGGCUAGGGGCAGAGAUGAGAGCGUUACGGGCUGGCAUGCGGGCGCCCGUGCCUCUCCCUGCGGUGCAGUCCUUGCUAGGAGACGCACGGUUUUGCCAAAGAGGGACGCUGUCCACAGCCCUGCGACUGGAAGUCUUCUAGGCCCUGCGGUGGUAGUGGUGUUGGUACGGUUGUGUGCAUAAGAUGAACAACGUUUCUCUCAAGACGAGACUACUAGUAUGCUGACGGUGUGUGUAUGUGGUGGAUGGAUUGUGCCCCGACCAUGAAGAGUGCUGUGUUGCCUCGGCGCUUCUGUCGCCCUGGAUGUGCGUGGUUCCGAACGCUGGAGUCAUCUGUUGAGGAGCGAGGGUGUUGUCGGGUCCGCCCGGCACGGCCGCGUGAUGUCCGGAUGGGGAUUGCGAGCGAGGGCAACCGCAGCGCAGAUAGCGCCGCAGCGGAUCGAGCUAGCGCAGGAUGAUGAGAGCCGGGCCUUCGCGGCGUGGGAUCAGGGAGGAGCCAAGGCGGAGUGCAUGCGAGGAAAACAGUGUGCGGCAAAGAACGGGCUGCAAGAACGCCUUGCGCUUGCAGUGCGUGUCGCAGAGUUCAAGGGGCAUUAAAGGGGUUAGGGGGCUUUCCAUGUUAUCAGCCCUGCAUAGGCUUCGGGGUUGAUAGGCCCGCCUCAGGCCUUGAUACAAGCCAGCGCCCUAGGAACAAGAAGAGGUGGCUCUCCCUUGCAAGGGAAAAGUGGGCUGUGCCGCCACGCCACGUCCUCCGUCUGAGGCCGAAGGUUCCGAUACUAGCCUCAUCUCCCGGACAUAGCCGGGGUCGGUUUGUACAGGCACCGCCCGCCAUGCUGCACGCCGUUGCAUUUCGCUAGUGCUCGUCUACACAGCUCAUCCGUGGACGCCGGUCGACUGCCUGCAGGUGCGCAUCGGCUAUGCUAUCCGCGCGGUGUGGCGUCGCAUUGAGUCUGUGUGGUGCUAUCGCCUUGGCCGGGCGCCCGGAGCGUGAGGAAUGCGCGUCAGCAAAACAUCGA